Pelagomonas calceolata is the source of this 807-nucleotide messenger RNA. The record is from the annotation of a GenBank genome assembly. NCBI's taxonomy places the organism in Eukaryota, Pelagophyceae, Pelagomonadales, Pelagomonadaceae.
GGGAGGCCUUCCUGGGCGCACGAGCAAGUAGAAGUACCAAAUUCCUUUUCCAGACGCCUCUUGGUGCAUUCCUUCAAGGCGGCAGGGCUGUGCCGGCGUUCAGACGCUUGCAGACAUUGCAUCUCACAAGGUGCUCUCUGGCACUACCCAGACGCCAUCGACGCAGCGAUCAUGACCGAGCGCGAAGCCGUCGUCACGCUGGAGAGCGGCGCGACGGCCGCCCUGCGACGCGGCGCGAACGAUCUCGGCGUCGUGUGUCUGCAUCCGUGGGGCCCGCUGGGCGGGUCUCGCGACGACCCGCACGUGGUCACGGCCUCGAACUUCUUCGCGGGCCGGGGCUGUCACACGUGCCGCGUGGACUUCCGCGGCGGCGUGGGCCGCGGCCACGGCAGUGUGGCCGACGCCGUCGCGGCGGCUGCCGUAUUAAGGGACGCCGGCACCCAGCGCAUCGUCGUGGUCGGCUACUCGUACGGCUCGCUGAUUGCCAUAAGGGCGGCGGCGAAGCUGCCCGAUUGUGUCGGGUGGGUCGCCGUGAACCCGCCUUUAUCGUACGCGUGGUUCCUCUACUCGUUCUGCGGCGACCACGCCGCGGCCGCGCGCGCCUCAACCCUCCCAAAAAUGCUGCUCCACGCGACGGAGGACGUCUUCUGCUCGAAUUCCACCUUCGACAGCUUCGUGGAAACCGUCCCGGAGCCGCGGACCAUUGUUCGCGUCGAGGGCGCCUCGCACUUCGACGUGCGGCGGCCGCUCGCGGCGGCGCUGGCGGAGUGGGGCGGGGCGAUUCUUGAUAAGUGAGUUCUGUUGUUA